AUGUAUGCUCAACCCACGUUAGAGCCGAUCGCCAUCGUGGGCAGCGGUUGCCGGUUUGCGGGAGGCGCCACUUCGCCAUCCAAACUAUGGGAUGUAUUGGUCAAUCCGGCUGAUCUCUCACGAGAGGUACCGAGUAAUCGGUUCAAUGCCAAAGCCUUCUACCACCCAGAUGGUGAAUACCAUGGCACCACGAACUCGAUCAAGGCGUAUUGGCUCAAGCAGGACCAUCGAGUUUUCGACGCCACCUUUUUCAACAUCACCCCGAAGGAAGCUGAGGCUAUUGAUCCUCAGCAGCGACUCCUCCUCGAGGUCGUAUACGAAGCCAUGGAAUCGGCGGGCUACACACUGCCACAAUGUUCGGGACAGGAUGUAGCCGUAUUUGCGGGCGUGAUGACGGCAGACUAUGACACGCUUUCCCAACGCGAUGAACUAUCAGCCAGCCAGUACUAUGCAACAGGAAACGCGCGGUCCAUCAUCGCGAACCGCAUAUCCUACUUUUUCAAUUUCCGCGGCCCAUCCAUGACGAUUGAUACGGCCUGCAGCUCAUCACUUGUGACGCUCCACCAGGCCGUGCUGAGCCUACGGUCAGGGGAAAGUACCAUGGCCUGCGUCACUGGCGUCAACUUGAUGAUCACGCCCGAGCAAUUCAUCGUCGAGUCCAACCUACACAUGCUAAGCCCAACAGGUAAGAGUCGAUUCUGCGACGUCGACGCGGACGGGUAUGCGCGUGGUGAAGGAGUGGCGGCGCUGUUCCUCAAACCCCUGUCCAAGGCGUUGGCAGAUGGCGAUGAGAUCGAAGGGAUCGUACGUGAAACAGGGAUCAACUCGGACGGGAGAACAAAGGGCAUCACCAUGCCCAAUCCGAAAGCCCAAGCAGCGCUCAUCAGAAAAACGUACCGGAAGACGGGACUGGAUCCGCGAAGCUACGACGACCGAUGCCAGUAUUUCGAGGCGCACGGUACGGGUACACAAGCUGGAGACCCUACAGAGGCGGCAGCGAUACAUGAAGCAUUUUUUGGGUCUAUCGACAACGGAUCCCCCCAGAAGACUGCAGUUGAAGAUACAGGUAAUGGGAACGACGCAGCUAGGAAGAUGCUGGUGGGAUCGGUCAAGACGGUGAUUGGGCAUACCGAAGGCGCAGCUGGACUAGCAGGGGUGCUUAAGGUCUUGCAAGCCAUGAAGCACAGAUAUGUUCCUCCCAAUCUGCAUCUCAACCAACUAAACCCCGGCGUCAAACCUUUCUACACGCAUUUCGAAAUUCCCACAGUACUAACAUCAUGGCCCGAUACACCCGUGGAUCAGCCCAGAAGGGCCAGCGUCAAUUCGUUUGGAUUUGGGGGCACUAACGCUCAUUGCAUUAUCGAGUCGUACAUCCCUCGCAUUCAUGAUAACGUUGGUCGUCACUUUUCUGACAACUCGACAACGUCGGUUUCUCGCUGCCAUUUGCACGAGACUCAGAUUGCAGCUGGUACACCGCAGUUUUGCUUACCUCUCUGCUUCUCAGCAACCUCGGAAAGGUCGCUCAGAGCUGUCGUGGCAUCCUUCAGAGACUACCUGCACACCCAUCCUCAUGUCUCGAUCGGUGAGCUGAGCUGGAACUUGUUCUCGCGGAGAACAGCCCUGCCCCAUCGAGCUGCUCUCUCAGCGAAUUCUAGAUCGCAUGGCCUCAAGCUCUUGGAGUCUCUUCUUGAGAAGUCAGCUUAUCCAAACGACGUUGGCGUCCGGUCAAAGUCCGUCGACGAGAAGCAACGGAUUCUCGGCGUCUUCACCGGUCAGGGGGCGCAAUGGGCGACUAUGUCGCGGUCGCUGUUGCUAUCGAACAAGGUCUACCGGCAGACAAUCCGCAACCUAGAUCAAGUUCUCCAAACCUGCCCCGAUCCGUCCUCUUGGGGCUUGGAAGAGCAAAUACUGGCCGGCCAUGAUGUCUCCCGGGUGCAUGAAGCCGCCAUUUCUCAGCCUUUGUGCACCGCCCUGCAGAUCGGAAUUGUCGAUGUCUUGAGAAGCCUUGGUAUUGAAUUUCACACAGUCAUUGGCCAUUCUUCUGGAGAAAUCGCCGCUGCAUAUACUGCAGGUAGACUAACUGCCCGAGAUGCGAUCUUAAUCUCCUAUUAUCGAGGCCUAGGUGCUCAUCUGGCGGGAGGAAGUGAAGGCCAGCAAGGCGGUAUGUUGGCAGCAGGACUGUCAGAAAGUGAAGCUUUGAGAUUCUGUCGCGAUCCAACAUUUGACGGUAGAAUUUGCAUUGCGGCAAGUAACGCACCGUCAAGUGUCACGCUGUCGGGAGAUCUGGAAAUGAUACACUUGGCGCGAGACCAGUUGGCUGAGCAGAACAAGUUUGCAAGGUUGCUGCUUGUUGACACGGCGUAUCAUUCACCUCACAUGACGCGAGCUGCCACCGAAUAUGUGAGGGCGUUGCGGCGAUGCAACAUCUCGCCCCUGGCCGAGGGCAAUGGCACAAAGUGGGUAUCGAGUGUUCGCCGUUUCUCUAGAAUGGGAGUGGAGGAUCUCGCCGCCGGAUACUGGAAAGACAACAUGGUAUACACGGUCCAAUUUUGCGACGCGAUCGAGGAAGCCGUCUCGGAAUAUGGGCCCUUCGACUGCGCAGUCGAGAUUGGACCACAUCCGGCACUCAAGGGACCUUUCGCACAAACGAUCAAAUCAAGUCUGGGGACAACAGUUCCUUACUCAGGUACUUUGGACCGGUCUAAGGAUGACACCUUGGCGUUCUCAGACCUUUUGGGGUUUCUUUGGUCUCACCUAGGCCCUUCAGCCGUCAAACUGUGUCACUACAUCGAACAGUCUCAUGAUCCAGCGCUUUUGGAUUGUCGCUUAAAAGACAUGCCCACAUAUCCCUGGGACCACUCGCAGAUCCACUACAGGGAGUCUCGUAUUUCUCGUCAAUAUCAUUUCAAGACGGAAGCGCCGCAUGAACUUCUGGGUGUUCGGACACGGGACGACAAUGACUAUGAGCUUCGGUGGCGAAAUAUCCUCAGAACCGACAAGAUACCAUGGCUGGAACAUCACAGCUUCCAGGGUCAGGCUCUCGUGCCUGCGUCAGCCUAUUGCAUCAUGGCUAUGGAUGCAGCUCGCGCAAUUUUGCAGCGCAGACCCGCAUCGCUUAUCGAGAUUCGAAAUUUGCACAUCAUCAAUGGAAUCAGCGUCGAGUCCGACUCGCCAGGGGUGGAGGUACUGUUCUCGCUAAGCGUUGUCUCGAAUCCUAAGGAACGCAAAUCACCGGAUGUGAUUGAGGCCCGUUUCACACUGACAUCCUGCCCAGCCGAUGGAACCACGACCAUGAAGAAGAACAUGGAAGGCAGCCUGUUCAUCCGUUUGGGCAGCCCCAGUGGCGAUGCGCUGCCACCACGACAGCCUUGUUGUUCAGAAACACUGCCAGCAAGUCCUGAGGCUUUCUACCGAAUGAUGGAUGCGACUGGACUGGUCUAUUCUGGGCCCUUCAGGUCUUUGCAGUCAAUUGAGCGUCGCUUUAAUUACUCCUCAGCUAGAUUGAGGUGGUGGCAUCCCGAAGACACGACGACGCUCUCAAUCAGCCCGGCAACUCUGGAUAGUUGUUUACAAUCGGCUUUCUUGUCCUAUUCUUCUCCCGGUGAUAGGUCUCUAUGGACUUCAUUCCUUCCCACUCACAUCGAAUGCAUUCGAUUUAACCUCGCCACUUGCGAUGGGAGAUCGUCCAUGUCCAACGAUGAGACUCUGACGGUCGAUACGCACUUGACAAACGUACAAGCGACAACUCCCGAUUCCAAAGCCAUCAUUGUUACUGAUGUUGCGAUUUGCAAUGAACUGGGAGAAACCACCAUCCAGGUCGAAGGACUUGCAGUUUCCUCUUUUGCAAACACCCGGCCCGAAGAUGACUACGAGCUGUAUCUCCACACCGUCAUGGACGUGGAUCCCACUGAUGAAAUUGUCCAAGGUUCCAUUGACACCAUUUCCGAUGUCGAUCCUUGCCUUGUUGAAAGCUGCGAAAGGGUCGCGGCUUUCUUCUCUCGAAACAAUACCAAGUUGAGUCCACUUGGACGCCUCGCAAGAAGCUGGAGCCAGAGAAUGAAGCCAAAGACCACGCCAGAGAGCUGGCUGACAGAUACGAGGGACACGAUCGACCACUUCAUUGCCAGCUCUCCUCAUCACACGUCAUUGGUCCUGAUUACAACUCUGGGCAGUGUCUUGCCUGACAUUUUGCCAAGCGUGGUGCCUCUCGUGGUCGAAGAUGCCCAUCAUCAAUUUCAGUCCAAUCAACAUACCGCAAGGAUUGUAAGGCAGAUUGCUCAUCGAUAUCCAAGAAUGAAUAUCCUCAGCCUCGUCGAACCAGAGCUUGGACUCACCAGGCACAUUCUGUCAAAUUUGAAUGGAUCAUUCCUGUCCUACACGGUAGGUUCCGAGGCCGAACACCAUUAUGACCAGACUCUGUCCGAAAUGCAUUCGAUCCGAGAGAAGGUCUAUAUGACCCCGUUCAAUAUGAAGGGCGAAACCGGUGAUGAUUCAACAACUGAGAUACUGCAUGAUCUUGUCAUCCUUUCAACAUCGCUCCUGGAGACGGGCAAUGCGGCCGAAGCUUUGAAGCAUGUUCGCGCUGCCAUGAGCGACGGCGGCUUUCUGAUUCUCAUCCACGACUCCCGGACUCCACUGAAAGAUCGAUUGCGGCGCCUUACCGGGAUUCAGUUCAAUGGCUUCGAGCUAGCCACUCCGCCAGAAUGGCCCGACGUCCUGGACAUGUGUGGUUUCAGACGGGUAGCUAGGAACUCAGACCAGUUCUAUGCUUCAGGGGUUUCUAUCAGUGUGCGCCAAGCAAGCGUCCCACGGAUGCAGCUGCUUAUCCAAUCCAACGAGACGACACAAAGUCUUAUAACUGACCGCCUCUUGAUAAUUGGUGGCCUGGGAGAGAACACCCGGCGCUUAUGUCAAGGACUGCAACAACAUUUAUCACGGCAGUGCGGAUCGAUCUCAAUCAAGGAAUGCUUCGAGAGCGUCGAUUCGAGAACCCUCGCCACCUGUACGGCAGCCAUUGUGUUGGCCGAUCUUGACGAACCUGUCAUGUCUACUAUGACUGAGCAACGACUGGAGAUGUUCAAGAGCCUCUUCAGGCCGAUGAUGACGAUACUCUGGCUCACGCACGACGCACGGUCUGGGAGGCCUGACCAUGCGGCUACGUUUGGCUUCACUCGUACCAUCACGGCCGAGGUCCCUGACUUGACACUUCAGGUCUUGAACUUGGAGCAGCUUGAAAAUACUGAGAGUACGAUUGCCCAGACGUUCCUCCGCCUGACUGAGCCCCAACCUAACAGUAGGAGGGCAUUGUGGACCAGAGAACCGGAAGUUCAUAUUGAGAAAGGACGACGGAUGAUUCCGCGCCUAUUACCGCUUCGCACAUCAAACGAACGAAUCAAUUCGGUACGGCGUGUAGUAUUGAACCCGGUCAACACUUUGGAAAGCACUGUCGAGGUCGUGUCGCACAAGAAUGUCGACGGCGCGUUCCGGUAUGAAGCAAAGAAGUCAGGCGUUAUCCCCCAGAGAGACCCACAUCCUGGUCAUGUUUUACUUCAAGUCAGCUACAGCUCAGUCAAUGAGAUACGACUGAGCCCCGGGUUCUCGGCAUAUGUUUGCUCAGGAUGCAAUGUGUUAACCGGGGAGGCCACCAUCGCGCUGUCGCCCAGCAACGCAUCGUACAUCGAGGUCCCAGAAUCACAAGCUUAUGGUAUGGGAGACGCCUCGGUCAGCAUGGUGCAUUUGGUUAAUAUCUUGGCACGGUAUCUGGCAGCCUAUGCUGUCAGGAAUCAGGCCUGUGGACAACUCGUUGCCUUGAUUGCGCCAGAUUCUCUCUUUGCAGAAUGUGUUGAGGAAGUGGUAUCUGAAGACGGUGGCGGUGUAACCAUAUACACCACGGGGUCCUCGAAAACGGCUUCACACCGACGUUUCCAAAUCCACCCUUAUGCUUCGAGCAGGCAGCUACAGGUGAUGUUACCAACUGGCAGUGCUGUAGUCUACAGCUUUCUCCAUGAAGGGACUGAUUUGGCAGAGAAGAUUACUAGUAUUCUUGCCCAAACUUGCGAGUACCAUACCCGCGCCUCUCUCGUCGGCUCUGAAUGUCCGAAUUUUGGUGGGGAUGGCUUCUCAGGGAUCGAGCCCGUUUGGCGUGCAGCGUUAUCGAAGGCGGUAGAGAACUUAUCAAUCAAGUCGCAAGACACCGACAACUCUAGGCUGAUGCCAUUGCCCCAACUGCUGUCGGGUACUGGUGUUGCAUCCCCCUUCAGCAUCAUUGACUGGCGAGCCAAACGCAACGCAUUCCAGCUGGUGAAGCCACUGAUCGAAGAGAAUCUUCUCCAGGGCAACAAAACGUACGCCAUUGUUGGGCUGACUCGUGACUUCGGUCAUAGUCUCUGCCGCCUGUUCAUUCAACACGGCGCGCGAAACAUCGUCCUCGCCAGCAGAAAUCCAAAUCUGGCGCCCAAGUGGAAGGACGAACUCGCGUCAUCCCACGGAGCAAAUAUCAAGAUCGAAAAAAUGGACGUCAACGACAUGGACGAUGUGCUGGCAUUCAAAGCAAGGAUUUCCGCGUCGAUGCCUCCAGUAGUCGGAGUAGUUAACGGCGCAAUGGUACUAGAGGACCGGGUCUUCGCCCAGAUGACCAUCGAUAACUGGAACCGCGUGACUCGACCCAAGAUGGUCGGCUCAAAGAACCUGGACAUGGCUUUCACUGACACAAGCCUGGAUUUCUUCAUCAUGACCUCGUCCUUCGCCGCCAUCGGGGGCCAUCCGGGACAGUCCAACUAUGCAGCUGCCAAUAUGUACAUGAACGGCCUCGCGCUGAAUCGGCGGAAAUGCGGACUAGCGGGUUCGGUCCUGAACAUCGGCGUUAUAUAUGGCCUCGGUCUGCUGCAGCGCGAGAAGGAAGAGCUGUACGCCGGGCUCGAGCAGGAAGGCUACCCACCGAUCUCGGAGCGGGAUCUCCACCACAUGUUCCUCGAGGCCAUCGUGGCGGGUAGGCCGGGCGUCCCGAAUCAGCCUGCCGACAUCACGACGGGGUUGAGCAGAUUCAAGUGGGGCAGCGAGAAUCCCUUGCAUUGGCAUUUAGAUCCUAGGUUCAGUCACUACACUGUCGCCAUUGACUCGCAUGACUCGGUACAGGAUAUUAAGGCGCAGAGGAAUCUGAAAGAUGACCUGUCGGGUCUGCAUGAUGCAGAGCCGAUGGCUGAGACGAUCAUGGGCCCUUUCCUUGAACGUCUGGAGGUGCUGCUGCAGUUACCCAAGGACGCAAUCAAUAGACACCAGAGCAUGUCCGAGCUGGGGGUCGACUCGCUUGUUGCGGUCGAUGUACGGAAUUGGAUAUGGAAAAUGGUGGGCCGAGAUAUGGCCGUGUUGAAGAUUUUGGGUGCGAGUAGCAUUCACCGACGUUAGUAUUCACCAUCUUAAUCCCCUUGCCGCAACCCCUUGCCGCUGCGCACACUUCACGAAGCUGAGCUGAUGACGUCAAAAGUAUGUCAGGAAAUAGCAAAACAAAUAUUAGCUGCAAGGACCGAAGGAGACUCCGCUUCAAGCAUAGAAACACCCGUCACUUCUAGUAU
Pseudomassariella vexata is the source of this 7571-nucleotide messenger RNA. RefSeq names its product beta-ketoacyl synthase domain-containing protein. Gene Ontology annotation, molecular function: phosphopantetheine binding; fatty acid synthase activity; 3-oxoacyl-[acyl-carrier-protein] synthase activity. The transcript has 2 exons. The coding region runs from base 1 to 7404 and encodes 2467 amino acids. The record is from RefSeq and is a predicted model, not a curated record. Gene Ontology annotation, biological process: fatty acid biosynthetic process; secondary metabolite biosynthetic process. NCBI's taxonomy places the organism in Eukaryota, Fungi, Ascomycota, Sordariomycetes, Amphisphaeriales, Pseudomassariaceae.